Malurus melanocephalus (red-backed fairy wren) is the source of this 1431-nucleotide messenger RNA. RefSeq names its product potassium channel tetramerization domain containing 21 (gene KCTD21). Bases 97 to 879 code for a protein of 260 amino acids. The transcript is spliced from 2 exons. Gene Ontology annotation, molecular function: histone deacetylase binding; cullin family protein binding. NCBI's taxonomy places the organism in Eukaryota, Metazoa, Chordata, Aves, Passeriformes, Maluridae. Gene Ontology annotation, biological process: protein homooligomerization; ubiquitin-dependent protein catabolic process. The record is from RefSeq and is a predicted model, not a curated record.
CCCGCUUCCUCCGCCUCCCUCCGCCUCCCGGCCAGCGGCGGAGCUCGGCGGCUGGAGGGGGCGCAGAAUUAGUCCCAACACUGUGGCUUUUGCAUCAUGUCAGAACCUAUCACGCUCAAUGUUGGAGGAAAACUCUAUACCACCUCUCUGUCGACACUGACUAGCUUUCCAGACUCCAUGUUGGGGGCCAUGUUUAGUGGGAAGAUCCCAACCAAGAAGGACAGCCAAGGCAACUGCUUUAUUGACAGAGAUGGCAAAAUCUUCCGCUAUAUCCUGAACUUUUUACGAACUUCUCACUUGGACCUCCCYGAAGACUUUCAGGAAAUGGGCUUACUGCGGCGAGAAGUAGAUUUUUACCAAAUUCAGCCACUGAUUGAGGCCUUGCAGGAGAAGGAGGUAGAGCUUUCUAAAGCAGAGAAAAAUGCCAUGCUYAACAUCACUCUCGACCAGAAGACCCAGACUGUUCACUUCACUGUCCGAGAAGCACCCCAGAUUUAUAGCCUGUCUUCAUCCAACAUGGAAGUGUUCAGUGCUCAUAUCUUCUCCACAUCAUGCCUGUUCCUGAAGCUUCUCGGUUCCAAACUUUACUAUUGUUUCAAUGGAAACCUUUCCUCAAUAUCCAGUUACCUGCAGGACCCCAACCACUUGACCUUAGAUUGGGUUGCAAGUGUGGAAGGUCUUCCCGAAGAGGAGUACACCAGGCAGAACUUAAAGAGACUCUGGGUGGUGCCAGAUAAUAAGCAAAUCAAUAGUUUCCAGGUGUUUGUGGAAGAAGUGCUGAAAAUAGCCAUGAGUGAUGGUUUCUGCAUAGAUUCUGCUCAUCCACAUACUUCAGAUUUCAUGAAUAAUAAGAUUAUUCGCCUAAUCCGGUACAAGUAGAAAUGGCUGUUUGUUGUGGUGCCAGCAUGGAGAUAACACAGGUUAAGUGUUUCCCUUUAAAACACACUUACAGCCUAAUUCAGAAUCAUGCUUAUCUGGAUUAAGAGUCACUAAYAAGGAGAUGAUUUUCCUUUAAUGUACUUACCAAUACGACCUUUCAGAGUAUGUCCAUAUUCCAGACAGAAGCAAUCUUGUCUAGCACCUGAAUUAAGGACUGGUUCUGUCUCAGCCUCUGCCUCUGACCUGCUGUACAGUUCUGGGGAAGWUCACUUAACUUCUGUCCUCUCUACRUUUUCCUGUUGGAAAAUGGGAGUGAUCYUUAACCUGCAUUGCCAGGGGAUGUGACRGUUCAGUAYCCAUGGUUUGGAAUGUAUCUAGAGMACAGAUGCAGUGAAAGAUACCAUGGAGCUGCAGUGCAGCAGACAGCCCUAGGAGCACAUUUGCCACGUCUUGCUGUAUCACCUGUGUGGAGGUCCAAGAAGCUUGUUUGGAUCUGCAGAGAAGCUUUCCCACGUGCACUCAAUACAGCUGUAAAGGAUGGUGCAAAUUGCA